CAAAUGCAUAAAAGAACACAUACUAGAGAGAAACUUUAUGAAUGUAACCAAAGUAGUAAUGCCUUUUCAUGCCCCAGUAGUCUCCAAAGGCAUAAAAGAACACAUACUGGAGAGAAACCCUACAAAUGUAAUGAGUGUGGUAAAGCCUUUUCACACCACAGUAAUCUCCAGGUGCAUAAAAGAACACAUACUGCAGAGAAACCCUACAAAUGCAUUCAGUGCGGGAAAGCCUUUUCAAACACUAGUAUUCUCCAGGUGCACAAAGGAACACAUACUGGAGAGAAACCCUAUGGAUGUAAUCAGUGUGGUAAAGCCUUUUCACAACCUAGUGGUCUCCAUGUGCAUAAAAGAACACAUACUGGAGAGAAACCCUACAAAUGUAAUCAGUGUGGGAAAGCCUUUUCACAACCCAGUAGUCUCAAAAAGCAUAAAAGAACACAUACUGGAGAGACCUACAAAUGUAAUCAGUGUGGGAAAGCCUUUUCACAACCCAGUAGUCUCCAAAGGCAUAAAAGAACACAUACUGGAGAGAAACCUUACAAAUGUAAUGAGUGUGGUAAAGCCUUUUCACACCCCAGUACUCUCCAUGUGCAUAAAAGAACACAUACUGGAGAGAAACCCUACAAAUGCAAUCAGUGUGAUAAAGCCUUUUUACACCCCGGUAGUCUCCAUGUGCAUAAAAGAACACAUACUGGAGAGAAACCUUACAAAUGUAAUCAGUGUGGGAAAGCCUUUUCACACUACAGUAAUCUUCAGGUGCAUAAGAGAACACAUACUGGAGAGAAACCCUACGAAUGUAAUCAAUGUGAUAAAGCCUUUGCAAGUUGUAGUGGUCUCCAGAGGCAUAAAAGAAUUCAUACUUCAGAGAAACCCUAG
Meriones unguiculatus (Mongolian gerbil) is the source of this 876-nucleotide messenger RNA. Its product is annotated as zinc finger protein 709-like. Gene Ontology annotation, cellular component: nucleus. NCBI's taxonomy places the organism in Eukaryota, Metazoa, Chordata, Mammalia, Rodentia, Muridae. Gene Ontology annotation, molecular function: RNA polymerase II cis-regulatory region sequence-specific DNA binding; DNA-binding transcription factor activity, RNA polymerase II-specific. Gene Ontology annotation, biological process: regulation of transcription by RNA polymerase II. The record is from RefSeq and is a predicted model, not a curated record.